AUGGCGAGCUACAUGGGGAAGGACAAGGAGGCGGAGCGCGCGAAGCUGUUUAAGGCCGGCGUAGGUAGGGAUGAAGCCCGCCGCGGCCGCAGCGAGACACAGGUCCAGAUCCGCAAAGAAAAGAAGGAGGAGCGCCUCAACCAGCGGAGACGCAAGGGCGCCGCGGGGGACACGCUGGGAGCUUUCUCUUUCGCCACCAUCCCCGAAGGUGGCGCGCCGGCGGCGGGGACCAACGCCGUCGACACCCCGGCCCACAUGCGGCUCGACCAAUUGCCUCAACUCGUGAUCGGAGUGCAGAGCCUGGACCCGUCCGUUCAGCUAGACACGACUACGGCGUUCCGGAAGAUCCUUUCGAUAGAGCGCAACCCGCCGAUCCAAAACGUGAUUGACGCCGGCGUGGUGCCGAAGUUCGUGGAGUUCCUCCAGCGAGAUGACAACCCGGCUCUGCAGUUCGAGUCCGCCUGGGCGCUGACCAACAUUGCCAGCGGCACAAGCGACCACACCCGCGUGGUCAUCGAGAAGGGAGCCGUGCCGAUAUUCGUGCGCCUGCUGAUGAGCCCCAAUGAUGAUGUUCGCGAGCAGGCGGUGUGGGCGCUGGGCAACAUCGCGGGAGACUCCCCCGUGUGUCGCGACCUGGUUCUCCAGCAAGGCGCGAUGGGUCCCCUUCUCCAGCAGCUGACGGACCGAUCUAAGUUGUCGAUGCUUCGUAACGCGACCUGGACGCUGUCGAACUUCUGCCGCGGCAAGCCGCAGCCCAGCUUCGAGCACGUCCGCCCGGCUUUGCCCACCUUGGCACAGCUCAUCCACUCGGUCGACGAGGAGGUCCUGACGGACGCGUGCUGGGCCCUGAGCUACCUUUCGGACGGCCAGAACGACAAGAUCCAGGCCGUAAUUGAGGCCGGCGUCUGCCAGCGCCUGGUCGAGCUGCUCAUCCACACUUCCCCCGCCGUACAGACCCCCGCGCUGCGGACCGUCGGUAACAUCGUUACGGGCGAUGACCUUCAGACACAGGUCAUCAUCAACUUCAACGCGUUGCCGUGGCUGCUGAACCUGCUGAGCUCGUCUAAGAAGGGCAUCCGCAAGGAGGCUUGUUGGACCAUCUCCAACAUCACCGCCGGGAACAAGGAGCAGAUCCAGGCCGUCAUCGACGCGAACAUUAUCCCCCCGCUCAUCCAGCUACUGUCUAACGCGGAGUUCGACAUCCGUAAGGAAGCAGCGUGGGCAAUUUCGAACGCCACUAGUGGCGGCAAGCCGGAGCAGAUCAAGUACCUGGUUACGGAGGGCUGCAUCCCGCCCCUGUCGGACUUGCUUGAAGUCCAUGACGCUAAGAUCGUUACGGUAGCGCUCGAGGGUCUCGAGAACAUCCUCAAGACUGGCGACACGGAAGCGAAGGCGCAGGGGCAGGAGAUCAACCAGAUGGCCACGUACAUCAUGGAGUGCGGAGGGAUGGAACGUAUCGAACAGCUCCAGAUGCACGACAACAACAACAUCUACAACAAGGCCUUGAAGCUCCUCGAGCGGUAUUUCGGGGUUGAGGACGAGGAGGACAACGGCAUCGCACCCCUGGAGGCCGAGGGCGCCCAGCAGUUCGCCUUCGGGCAGCCGACACAAGCAGGGACUGACACCACCUUCGGCGCGCAGCCCAACCAGGGCGGCUUCAACUUCGGAUAAGCUCCGCGACGCAGCAGCUUCGGCUGCGGGUCUCCCCCAGA
This is a messenger RNA of Ectocarpus siliculosus, 1712 nucleotides long. The record is from the annotation of a GenBank genome assembly. NCBI's taxonomy places the organism in Eukaryota, Phaeophyceae, Ectocarpales, Ectocarpaceae.